This is a messenger RNA of Parnassius mnemosyne (clouded apollo), 5100 nucleotides long. Lineage: Eukaryota; Metazoa; Arthropoda; Insecta; Lepidoptera; Papilionidae. The record is from the annotation of a GenBank genome assembly.
GUCUGUCAAAUGUCAUGUCAACGCUCCUAAUGUCAAUUAUUAUAACCUAGUUCCAAUGUUUAGAUUUUUUAAAAACAAAAACUUUUACAUUUCUUAAAGUUUAUUAUAUUAAGUAAACGCAAUAUUAUGAAUAUUUUAAUAUGUAGUGAAUGUAACUAUAUUAUAGAAAAAAACAUAAUUAGUGCCUUAAAAACAAAGACUAAUGAAGUUUGACAGUUCACAAUAUUUUUAUUUUAUUUUGUAGGAAAGAACUCGGUUUUGUAGAAUAACAUACCAAUUUAGCGAUUAUUUAGUAAAUGUGUAUUAGUUUUUUAUAUUUCAUAAUGACUAAGCUGGUUUUAUUAUGUUAGUUCAAACUGUAAGUUCAAUAGAUGUUUACAUAAUAGUGUAAUGUAACUUGUCUAUAAAGUUGUGACAUUUAUAAGAAAGUAAAAUAGUUAAUCAUACGAUUUAUAGCAUUGUAAGUAUUUCUACUUUGACCUUAGCUAUUUAGUUAUACCAAUAUUGUAUCAUUUUAUCUCUAUGUGAAAGCAGUAUUGACCUUUACAGAAAAGUAUAGAUUCUUAACUUUAUAUUUAAAAGUUUUACAAUUCUCAAUAUCACCUUCCAAGUUUACCUCUACUUAAAAAAAACCUUUUCGAGAUUGUGAUACCAGAUCUGUAACAGAAGCUAGAGUAGUACUGAAGAUAAUGAAGACAAUAGUUACAAUAAUGAAUAACAAAUCAAUAACUUAUGGAUGAGGUGCAGAUGAUGUCCGCGGUGAGCGGGGAGCCUAUGCUGCGCCGCGUGAAGCAGGAAGCGGAACCGCCGCCCCAGUACUCGCCAGAAACGCUCGCGGAGCACCCGCCUCACCGCCCUGUACCAAUGGUACAUGCUCCCCAGUUGGAGCUCGAGCCAAAGGAGGAGGUGAAGUUCUGCGUGUCGCCGGAGAGCGGUGUAGUUGGCAACACCAGCCCGGAGCAGCAGCACUGCUCGUCGACGACCGCGGCGGCGGCGGGGGGCGCGCGGGACGAGGACUCGCCGCGCCGCUACUGCCUCGUGUGCGGCGACGUCGCCUCCGGCUUCCACUACGGAGUUGCGAGCUGCGAGGCCUGCAAGGCCUUCUUCAAACGGACCAUACAGGGCAACAUAGAGUACACGUGUCCCGCGUCCAACGAGUGCGAGAUCAACAAGCGGCGGCGCAAGGCGUGCCAGGCGUGCCGCUUCCGCAAGUGCCUGCGCACCGGCAUGCUGCGCGAGGGCGUGCGCCUGGACCGCGUGCGCGGCGGCCGCCAGAAGUACCGCCGCGCGCCCGACGCGCCCGCGCCGCUCGCGCCGCACGCGCCCCGCCCGCACCUCGACGACAUCAAGAUCCUUGAAGCACUAUCAUCAUAUGAACCUGAAUUGUUAACGUGCGCAGCGCCACCUGCCGGCGUGACAGAUCCAACUGCGAGAACACUAGCUUUACUAGCAGAUCUCUACGAUAGAGAGCUGGUGGGCGUCAUUGGAUGGGCCAAACAGAUACCCGGAUUCACAGAUUUACAACUUAACGACCAGAUGCGGCUGCUGCAGAGCACGUGGGCGGAGAUGCUGAGCCUGAUGCUGGCGUACCGCUCGCUGCCGGCCGCCGGGCCCGGCGCGCUGCGCCUGCGCUUCGCCGCGGACCUCGCGCUCGACGAGCAGCAGGCGCGCGACAUCGGCGCGCUCGACCUCUACCUGCAGGUGUGUGGCGUGGCCAGGCGGCUGGAGCGCGCGGGUGCGCUGCGCGAGGAGUGCUUCCUGCUGAAGGCGCUCGCGCUCGCCAACUCGGAGGCGCGCCUCGACGAGCACGCCGCGCUGCGCCGCUUCCGCGACGCGAUCCUCGCCGCGCUCAACGACGCCACGCACGCGCUCAGGCCGUACAACGGCAAUGCAGCGCUACAGCAACUGCUGCUAGUGUUGCCAGCUUUGCGACAUGCGGACGUGUCGGUGCGACGCUUCUGGGCUGCCGUACAUCGAGAACGACGCGCGCCGAUGAAUAAACUCUUCGUCGAAAUGCUGGAGGCCUGUCUCCGGUAGACCUCAACUCACCCCUUUUGCGCAAUAGCGCCGUAUUCGUGAACUGAUGGUACAUUCGAAGAUGGUUGUGUUAUAUUUAUUGUUUUAAAAACGUUUGAACUUUCGAACGUUUUUAAUCUGUGGACACUUUUUUCUGUAUGAGCGUUAUAAAAGUGGCGAAUUAAAGUUGUCGUGCGUAUUUUCUCAUUACUCGAGUUACGUUUCGCGUUUCGCUACGACGCUUCCUUAACGAUUAAGCUAUCUUUGUACCUACGACCUUGCUCUAUCGGGUUUGGCAGGACCAGAGUGUAGGAGCAAACACUCGCGCAGUGUCAAAAUGGUGGAAGGACGCGGGGUCGCGACUUAUUCGUUCCAUUUGUCAUCACAAAAAAUCAUAUCACAUCGGUAGUGAAGUUCGUUUGCCAUCACUUUUUAUAAUCUGCAUUUAACGUUCGCGAAGCGUAAACGUUUUGUUGUUGUCGAGAGAAAUGUGAUUAUUGUUGUGAGUGUACAUACAUUAUUUAUGGACAUUGUUUAGUCUGUGGUAUUAUGGCUGUGAAGUGGGCGGGUGGUCUUGAUUGGGAGACUGGAAAUAAUUUGACGUUUCAGAUUUCUCUAGGUUAUUUUUGGCGGGAAAUACUGUCGCGUCCCCGCGCCAAUAAUGUACAAAAGAAUGGACGGAUCUAGUACAAAACUUGUUACUAUUUUUGUAUAAUAUUAAAAAUAUAUCUAGUUUUACUGGGCGAUAAGGUUUCGAGAUUAAUGCGGUCGAGAAUGUUUCAUACGUAGAGAACGCAUGCUACCACACAUACCAAUAUAAAAAUACCUCAAACGUUGAGCUAAAGUAAAUUAAUGUAAGUUAAUAGUUUGGUUUUCUAUAUUACUUAAUAAUGUACAGACACGUAAAUAACAAAUAUAGAAUUAUAUAAUAAAUAUGACGUUUGUAAGGCAUUUUAAAUAUGACGUAGUUUUUAUAUAAACUAAUCUGCAAAUAUUUAAAUAGCAAUAUGUAAAAAAGAUUGCAAUAGAAAAGGAAUUAUUUUUACAACGAAAAUAUAAAAUGUUAUUUACCCCUUUAUAAUAUUAUAGGUAGCUUUACUCACUGCCUCAAACAUAAGUACAGAAUACUACUUAGAUAACACCCGUGUAGUGUAGUGAUACCUCAUAUCUUAUAAGGAAAUUAAUUUAACAAAGUGGGUUGUUUUCUUGACUGCGCAUUGAAGUAUAUGUAUCAGGUAUAGCCGAGGCCGUUUUCGGCAGAAUUAACUUUAAUUACGUUAUUUCGAUACUUCUGUGUAUAUCAACGGACGAUAGGGAUUUUUUAAUUACUGGUGUAGUCGUUAUGUUCAUUUUUGUGCGCUAAAAGUUGUUCAUGAUUCUACGCCCGUUCUUUCAAUGAAUGUUGGUGUGUAACUUUUUAUGUUAUACAUGAAUGUAGACUUGGCUAAACGCUCCCUAGAUUAAAUGUGCCUUUAAAAUUGGCACAGCUUAAUCGGUUGUUAUUGAGAAGAUUUAUUUAAACCAGUUAGACGUAUUUUAUGCUGCAAUAUGUAUAUCGAUUAUAUCUAUUUCUAAAUCUGUUCCACUUAUAAAUGUAUCAUGUUUUGCAUUGUUGAAUUAAUUAUCAAUGUUUAACAUAUAAAUAUAUCUAUAAAUAUUGUUACAAAAAUGUGUUUGAGACAAGAGGAACAGUACUAUAAAUCGUAAAUACCUCAGAUAUCUGUUACCAAUACACAGAAAUUAUCAUGUAUGAUGUAGCAAACAUAUUUAAUGUAAGAUAAAAAAAGCAAUCAGAAAUAUCGCCCAAUUUAUUAUGAAAUAUCGAACCGCAAUUUUAACUAGCAUAAAUUUCAAAAUAUAUACUUACACUUUGUAAAUAAUUAUACAAUAAUAAAUAUUGAAAAUUUAUAGUGCUAAUUAAGAUGUAUGGAAUCGAUUUUAUCUAUUUAUAUACAACUUUAUUACGUGACAUUUGUUGUGACUAAUUAUUCAGUUGGUAACCUUUAUAUUUGCAAAAUAAUUUUUAUAAUCUGUAAUUCUGUAAGAUUUAUAAUUGAGCGAUCUCUCUGAUUAAUUUAUGGAUGCGCGUUUCAUUUCCUGUUGCAUAAUUCAAUAUUAUAAUAUAAUAAAGCAUUGAAAUCAUUGAAUUAUAUUCAUGUUACUGUCGAAACAGUCCAUGGAUUUAAGUGGAGUCAACACGAUAUAAUAUUGCAUAUGUAUUAGUUUUAUAUAAUAUGAUAUACAUUAAUAACAUGUGACUGAUUAAAAAUGUCUUACAGAAUGUUUGUUUUGUUAUAUCACAAUAUAAAAUAUUUUUUUUACUGUGUGACAGGUAAAGGCGCGUACAUAAUAUAGAAACGUCCUAUUAAAAUGUAUACUAAUUUCCAGUGAGUCGAACGAAACGUUAUGUUGUAGUUAUUCUUAUGUUAAGAAUAUUCAUGUUAUUUAUAAUUUUUUAAAUGUACUUUGUGUACGGGGCGGGGAUAGUCUCAGGGUAUGAUAGCUGUACAAAUUGCGAGAUGUGCCAGAUUAGGUGUUAAGUGUUUUUUAAUAAUAUUUUUCAUGUUUGAUCUGUUAUUCCUACGACAAAAUGGCGGACCAUUGUUUUGGCGCUAAAUUAUACAUUUAUUUAGAUCUAUAAGAUCAAGUAUAAAUUUUACAUGUGUGAAACAAAACUUAUGUAAAUAUUAACGGUCGUUAUCCAAACUACCGCCAUUUUAUAUAUUUUGUUUAAUUCAUAAUAUAGUUCCUAAAUUUCUUUUAUUAGAUCUACCAUGUUUUCGUAAUAAAAUAUGGUUUAAUUUUAAAAUUAACAUAUUAAGGGAGGCGAUUGGUAUAUAUAGAUAUUCAAUGUAUAUUAGAGUACAUAAAUAUUUAUGUGUAGCAUGAUACAUACUUUGUGAUUGUUGGCAGUAUAGUGUAGUCCUUUGUAACCUGUAGCAAUUUCAGAUCAAACCAGUUCAGUCCAACUACAGCCGUCUCUUAUUUUAAUUGGAAUGCGUACCCUCGUUUGUUUAUACUUUGUUAUUUAUAGUUAUGUCAACCGGUCUCGAAGAUAAUUAUGUGAAAUAAAUUGAAAUGGCU